This is a messenger RNA of Chrysoperla carnea, 706 nucleotides long. RefSeq names its product translocon-associated protein subunit delta (gene Tapdelta). The transcript has 3 exons. Lineage: Eukaryota; Metazoa; Arthropoda; Insecta; Neuroptera; Chrysopidae. The coding region runs from base 176 to 679 and encodes 167 amino acids. The record is from RefSeq and is a predicted model, not a curated record. Gene Ontology annotation, cellular component: membrane; endoplasmic reticulum; endomembrane system.
UUAUGUUAAACGUCAUCAGAAAUUUGUCAAAUACGUAAACGAAUCGCGGCUUACAUUCUUCAACGUGUUCAAACUUGUUCAGUCAAGUUGUGACCUGCCUGUGGUGUAAAUCGCUCUGCUCAAGAAAUUGGAUCAAAUUUCCUUCGAAACUUUGAAGACUGUUAAAAUUACAAAAAUGUUGUCGUAUUUAAUUUGUUUUUUGGCUUUAACCACAACCGCUGUAUUUGGUGGUGUUUGUAUUAAACCCGCGGAAGUUUCAGCUACAUCAUUUACAACACAAGAUGCAACAGUUGUCUCAGAAAUUGCUUUGGUUGCUGAAUUCUCAUUGAAAUGCUCCAAUGGUGUAGUUCCAGAUAACUUAUACGCUGAUAUCGAUGGAUUAAUCACAUAUGUAGCCAAGAUUGAUGAUAAAUUCCAGGUUAGCUGGACUGAAGACAUCAAGAAAGCCCAACGUGGUGAUCGUAAUAUUCGUAUUUUCGAUGAAGAAGGUUAUGCCACAUUACGUAAAACUUUACGAUCUGGUGACGAUAGCUCAGCUGUUGAACCACUUGUAACUGUUGUAGUGAACCAUCCAGGUGCUUUCAACGGACCAUGGUUGAAGAGUGAAUUCAUUGCCGCUGUCUUAUCAAUUGUCGUAGCAUAUGUUGCUUUCAGUUCAAAAGCAAAAUUAUUAGCGUAAAUUAAUAUUAAUAUUAUUUAUGUAAUC